Schistocerca piceifrons (Central American locust) is the source of this 5263-nucleotide messenger RNA. RefSeq names its product putative ribosome-binding factor A, mitochondrial. The record is from RefSeq and is a predicted model, not a curated record. The transcript is spliced from 7 exons. The coding region runs from base 289 to 1380 and encodes 363 amino acids. Gene Ontology annotation, biological process: rRNA processing. NCBI's taxonomy places the organism in Eukaryota, Metazoa, Arthropoda, Insecta, Orthoptera, Acrididae.
GUGGUUACUUUUAUCUUCAGCAUGAAAUUCUUUGAGAACUUCGAUGUUGUGAAUUGUAUGUUUGUUUAUUUACUACUUUACUUGUAGGGAAUAGAGUUAGGGAUCUAGGAACAUGUGGUACAUUAUUAGCUGAAGUUAAUAGUAUUGUGUUGUAUCGGUGGAAAUAAUGUACACACAUUUGACUCCAUGUAGGAUGCAUGAGAGAAUAACUUUUGGCAAGCAUUACCCCGGUUUUUACGUGAUCUUUUAGUACGAAGACGAGGGCCCCCAUUCCUAAGCAUUUUCAAGAUGCAGGUGGUUCGCCAAGUGUGUUCUAACAAACUGAGAACUUUUGCUUACCAAUCAACAGCAAGGAGCCUAUGUCUGUCCUGUGGGGCAAUGAACAAAUACGCGGCACGGGAAGGACGAUUCUUGGCAAAGGUCAUGAAAUCAGGUCCUAAGAAGAAGAAAUACUGGAGUUCCUUUGAAGACAACUCUGUCCCUUCUGCUACACAGAUGGCAAGUCCAACUGGAGGGAAAAGUGCAAAACGUGUGGCUGUUUUAAAUAAAUUAUUUAUGAAAAAUAUAACAGGCUUGAUGGCAACAGGAGAAGUAGCUGCAGAAAUUAUUGGGAAAGGAAUUGAAAUCUCAAAGGUGAAAGUGGCAUCUGACUUUAAUCUGGUAAAUGUAUACUGGUGUGCAAAGGGAGAUGGAGGUGAUGAAGACAUUGAAAAAACACUGCAGUCAGUGGCAGGACAGCUUCGACAUGAACUUUCUCAGCUUAGAGUGAUGGGUGUUGUGCCCAGGAUACAGUUUGUUAAAGAUAAACAUUACUCAAAAACAGCUGAAGUUGAACGUCUGUUGCAAACUGCAGAUUUUGGUGAAGAUUAUGUUCCUUCUGCCGAUGGUUCUUCGAUCCGAUCAGAAUUUACAGAAGAAUACACACUAAAUCAAAGGAAAGAGGAGAAAAAGGAUUGUAAAGAUGAUUUGUUAAAUGAAGAGGAAUAUAAUGAUGAUGACCUGGACUUACCAGUCAUGAGAAUGGAUGUGUUGGGUGUUGAUCAUAGUGCAAUAAUGAAAAAGAUAGUGAGGUCAAUGAAAAAAGCAAAAGCAUCUCAUAGAUUUGAGGGUCCUGAAAAGCCAUUGGGCACUCUUUCAGAAAGUGAUACAGAUCAGAAUAUUGCAUAUCUAACUCCAAAGCAACAAAGACUGGAAUUAAGUAAAUUUCUAACACAACGGAAGAAUCUUAAAAACAAGAUUCGCACAAGGUCCAAUGUGGAUUUGGACAUGUUGGAUGUGAAUAACAUCACUCACAGCAGUUCCUUCAGUCAGUUUUUGGAUGAUGAUAAAGAGGAACAAGAUUUUAUUGAGUAUGAUGAUUCUUACUUAAGAAGACACUGAAUUGUAAGUGCUCAAAGGAUGUUGCUCAAUGUACAAGGAAUAAUAAUCAAAUAAAAUUAAUGUCUUAAACGUUAUUGGGCUGUUAAAAAUUGAUAUUUUCAGUGUGGUGCUGUAAUAGCGAGCUUACAGUGAAUGCUGUAUUUGACUUUUAUGUUGAAUACCUAGCAGUUAUUGGCAUGAUGCAGCUUAGUAAGUGGUGCAUAUGGCAGCAGAUUCUUGGCAAUGUUUAAUAUGCGGUUGAUGAUUUGUGUAUAUAACCAACAGCUGUUAUAGUUAACAAAUAUUGUAACAAUGUUGCCUUUAGUGAAAGCAUAAAACAGUCAUUUCCACUGUAAUCCAUGUAUCAGAAGCAUCAGUCCUUAUUUGAAAUUAAAACUGUUUCUUGAUAAAUGCAUCAUAUAUCAUUCACUUGUAAAGAAGAGAAAAAUUGGAGUUACUGAUUAAAUGAAAUGGACUGCAGAAUUCAAUGAUUGGGAGUAUACAGGUUUCUGACAUAACAUCAAACAGGAACUGAAGAAAGCUGUCCUCGUUGGGCGACAUCAGUCAAACUGAUGGUCUACUUUCCGAAACAAGGAAGGUGCUGGAAAAAGAAAAAAAAGAAUGAAUUGCAGAACAAUUACUUUCACAACCAUGAGGAAUUCCACAGUUAAUGGUGUUAUACCAAAGAAGACACUGGAUGAAACUAUCGAAGGAAUUGCACUGUAGAAUCGCAUGGGCAAAUUGUCAUUUUAUUGUAUUCUUGUCAGGUCUGCAGCAAGCUCGUACAGUCACUCUGACACAAUACUUCAGCAGUGCAUCUGGUUGCUGUCUCCAGGUGAGAACACAGUUUGGUAAAUUUUAAUGGAACUGAAUCCUGCUGUGAACGGCAGGAAUCGGGUGCGGUGAGAUUUAGCAAACAGCAUUCUCACUUGAACAUGGUGACUAGAUGGACUGCUAAAAUACUGUGUCAAGAUAAUUAACUGAUUCCUGCUGUGAACUGUGGCAUUUUUAUACUGAAGAUUGUGACAAGGUGGGCCACAGUAAUAUUGUGUUGAAGUGACUGUAUGAUCCAGUUGUAGACUCAACAAGAAUGUAGUGAAUUAAUACAUUGGGAAUGUGUAUGUUGUCACAUAGAGUGCCAUUUUAUGUAUUGACACAGUACAGUAAUAGUGAAAACAACAGGUCUCAUUUUCUUUUCUAUGUAGUAGUACCAAGAGCUGAUAAUUUGAUCAGACAUUGAUUCUCUUGGCAGAUUUAUAUUAGUCUACAAGAGCCUCAAGAAUGUUUUGCACUACUCUCAUGACUGGGACAAUUUGUGUUUUUUUAUGGGAAUCAUCUUUCUUUGUACACCUUGAACCUUAGGAAAUCACUGUGAACAGGUACCUGCAUAACCUACAUUUUCAGUGCAGUUCAGCAGGGGCAGUUGGGAGGACUGUGUCUCCACAGACACUAUACAACCAUCUUCACUUGAUCGGUUUAGGCCUCUAGGCAUCCCUUAUGAACAACAGUACUGUGUGUACUGUGGUAUACGAAGAAGUGGGCAAGGGAACACCUGAACUGGAAUGUUGAUUAAUGGUAUCAAUUUCUCUUCGCCAAAGGAAGCGUUAUUUGACUGACACCUGAUGAUUGUCGUAAUGACUGUAGAGGUGGCCAGUUACCAGUGCACACCUCAGGCAUGCAUUUCCAUGAGAGCAACAGAGAGAUGGGUUGGUCAUGCUUUGUGCUCAUAUGAUGUGUGAAUGUCAGAAACCUCUACAUCUGCAGCUACACCUACAUACAUACUACGCAAGCCACUGUAUGGUGUGUGGUGGGGGGUACCUUGUACCACUACUAGUGUUUUGCUUUCCUGUUCCACUCACAAAUGGAGCAAGGGAAAAAUACUGUCUGUAACCCUCUGUAUGAGCCUGAAUCUCUUGUAUCUUAUUUUCAUGGUCCUUACACAAAAUGUAUGUUGGCAACAGUAGAACCAUUCAGCACUCAGCUUCAAAUGCCAUUUCUCUAAAUUUUCUCAAUAACAUUCCUUCAAAAGAAUUUCGCCUUCCCUCCAGGGAUUCCCUUUUAGGUUCGCAAAGCAUGUCUACAAUGCGUGUCAAGUGACCCUGCUGAUAACAAAUCUAACAGCGUCCUCGUGAAUUUCUUCAAUGUCGUCCUUUAAUCUGACCUGGUGGGGAUCCAAACACUCAAGCACUACUCAAGAAUGGGUCGCACUAGUGUUCUAUAUGCAGUCUCUUUUACAAAUAAACUGAACUUCCCUUGAAUUCUCCCAGAAAACCAAAGUUGACAUUCCUCUUCCCAAUAAAAUCAUUACAUGCUUGUUCCAUUUCAUAUCACUUUGCAACAUUACACCUAGAUAUUUAAUCAGUGUGACUGUGUUAAACAGCACACUGCUAAUGCUGUAUUUGGACAUUAUGGGGUUGUUCUCCCUACUCAUCUGCAUUAAUUUAGAUUUUUCUGCAUUUAGUUCAUGCCUCAUAGCUAUUGGAGGAUAAUGUGAGAGCUGUACAGUAUCAGAACAGAAUCCUCCUAACCUACAAUCAACAUUUUGGUAAAGAUUUCCUCUUUCAAGAUUAUAAAGCAUAAGCACUCUUCACCUGUCUCAUAGACACUGUCCUCAUUGUCAACAGGAUGUCAAAUCCUAAUUUUUCUUUCUUCCGGGAGGCAGGAAUCUAGCAAAUGGAAUGGUGGACAUUAUCUGUGCUGAUGUGAACCUGACUGAGCUUGUUUGGAACCAUUUGAAACUAGCUAUGCUUCAUAGUGGGCACUCCCCUCAUGUAGCAGAUGAUCUCAGGAGGGCUGCUGUAGAAGAUUCAGCAGCAUUAUGUCAACCUCCUAAUGGACAGCAUGUCAAGGAGGAUCCGAGUGCGUUACAAUGCACAGCAUGGAGCAACACAGUACACAGUAUUGAAUUUACCCAACAAUGGAUUUUGAUUUCACACAUUUGCAAAGAUUUGGUUUUCAAACAGAGUACCUUUAUUCUGAUUAUUGUUUUGUUAUUGUUUCAUAGUAAAGUUAUUUUCAUUCUUUAAUAGUAACUAAAAAUCAUAGGUUUAAUAAAAAGAACAGGAAAAGAUAGUCAACAAGCGUGUGCACACAAAAAAAGGCAAGGUAUCUGAGCUUUUGGACAGAGUCCUUGUUCAGAGCUGAGUAAUAAAAAAUACAGACAACACAAGGCUUACUGUUUCAUUCCCUGGUCCCCUCGAAUCUAAUCCUACACCUGUUUGUAGAUAUACAAGUGGUGCAAAACUUUUUUGAGUAAUUUAUACGAUUGGUAGCUCUGGGAAUCCAAAACCUUAAUUAUUGCUUUUUAUUAUUUCAGUUUUCCUGUGUUAUUUUUAGCUGCAGGGCUAAUUAUUGCACAUUAUAUUGUUAUUAGCUGGUUACGAUUCCAGCUACUUGCUUAUCAUACGUGUCUACUAAGCAUUUUGAGCAUGGUGAAUUAGUAAAUAUUUGUGGCACUUUAUGAUAUUGUUCAUAAAGAAAACAAUUAAGAAGUGCCCUUUUUUUCUUUCUUUCCAAACUCUAUUAACCCAGAAGGAACACUCGCAUUCUGUUCUCCUAGAAUAUUUACAUUGAUGGGUAACAGCGAACAACAUGUGGCAUAGGUCUAGAGGGUAUGUCAUUGUGAGUAAGCAGUGAGUUUCUUUUGAACAAAUUGAAGAGGUGCAGCUAAACUAAAUGCUAUAAUCAAAUUUCUGCCAUUAUUUCAGAAAUUUUUAAACCAGUAUUACUAAGCAUGUGAGUUCAAAUUCAUGCUUCUAUAUUCGUGCAGUUAUACUUGGAUACCAAAUUUGGUGUGAGCUGCUGAAAAUGGGAUCUCUUGUAACAAAUUGGAUUGACAUAACUUAGGAAAGGAACAAGAAAGAGAGCUUGCUCUUACUGUUUAAUAUUUUUCAUUUUUGGCAUU